Molecule: messenger RNA, 516 nt
Organism: Dentiscutata erythropus
Lineage: Eukaryota; Fungi; Glomeromycota; Glomeromycetes; Diversisporales; Gigasporaceae
Source: the annotation of a GenBank genome assembly
AUGACACAAAAGAAGACACGUAAUCAUACAACUACAGCAUGUACAAAUUGCAGGAAAGACCAUGUAAAAUGCACAAUACUUUCUGGUGAAGAUAAAUGCAUACAAUGUAAUAAACGAAAUCUGCCCUGUAAUUUUAUUACGGGAAAAAAACGCGGUCCAAAGCCUAGGUCAGCUCAACCCUCUGAUCAGGACACCACAUCAUCCUCUAAUUCGUUUUCUGCUAGCGAUUCAAACGAUUCUUUCACACAUUCUUAUAGUCAUACUACAACUACUAAUAUUAAUAUUCAUGAGACUACUGAAAAUGCUCAAAUUUCAUUAAAUUUUCAUGAGCAAAUAACACAAAAUAAUGAACAAAAUAUUACAUAUUCCUUUUCAAAUAGUGAUUUAAACGAUUCCUUCUCUUCCGAAAUUCCACAUCUUUAUAUUUACAAUUACGAUAGUUCUACUGAAGCAUCCCAAAACCACACAUACGCACGUACGUACUUAGCUCAACUGACAAUCAUUUCCGAUAGUUAG